AGUUCGUGACGGCCAACGGAGCCGUAUUAAUAUUUUGUUAUAACAUAAAAAUAAUAAGUACUAAUUUUUUUUUUUUUUUUUUUUUUUUUUUAAAUCAAAUUAUUUUUAAAAAUUCUAAUUAAAAAAAAAAAACUUGUGGACAAGUGGGUCUAUUUAGAUUUAUAAUUAUCUAUGCGUAUAUAUAUAUAUAUCUAUUUAUAUAUAUAUGUAUGAAGAAGUGAAGUAAAGAGAUAAAGAGUAAAAAGAGGUGAGAGGACGAAGGAUUCAAGUCUUAACAACGGGGUCACUACCCUUCGUCUGGUGGCAAGGUCAACUGCAAGAUCGUUCAUCUUACUAUCGUUUUAAAACUUGAAAAUUUAUAUAUAUAUUUAUAUAUAAAAAAGAAAAAUUUAUAUUAUUUUUUAAGUCGUAUAGUAGGCGAUGAUUUCCUGAUUUUUAUACAUCGCAGUUUGAAAAUAUAUAUUUAAAAAGAUGAAUAAAAUCGUUGUGUGGAUACCACUUGUGGCGUGUAUUUUGUUUUUUAAAUGGACACACGCCCUUCCGGUUCCUGAGGACCAGGAUGAGUCACAAGAGCUCCUCGGUUCCAGGGCCGUAACAUCCGUGUCUGUGAUGAGUAAUAAAAAAGAUCGUAAAGCCAUUGCACCCGUUUCAAGGUUACCAACAUCACCGGUAGACCUUCUACGACCUGAUAAAAUAUCAUUCUAUACACUCGACAGCAAUGGUCAAGUAGUAUUGCGCCGAAUGACUGAGAAAGAGAUUCAAAGUCUGAUUGCCGCUGGAGGCGGUCAAUUGCCCGUGGCUAUUUCAGAGCCACAAAAAAUAACUGAAUCAACUGGAAUGAAGGUUUCAGAUGUCGUCCAAAAUGUUCAAAAAGUAUUGGAAGGUGAAUUAAACAAACCGCCUCAAACAAUGACAGCCAUGCCAACGAUUCCCGGUCAUGCUAAUUCGGAAUGGAGUAGUAUUUUACCAGCGAUUCUGGCUGGAGAUUCAGAUAAUGCUGAAACUAGUCCAAUUGAAACCUUUGACCAAGAGUCUUAUGCUCCUGAUGAAAAACCAAUGAUACAAGUUCCGGUUAUUACGAUCGAAGAGCCAAGUCAGUACGAGAAACCGGAAGACGACAAUCCAGUUUUUCAAAUAGUCAAUACUAUACCUCCGGAAAAAGCCAAUGCUUCAAUUAAUGAUCAAGAUCAGAGCAUUGGAGCUUUAGAUCCAAAACCUUUUGCCUCAAAUGACAUUCCUGUAGAAUCAAAAACACCUGAUGCGAUCGAGAAACCAGAUCAGAAGAAUGAUACUCUGAGUAUUGUUUCAGAAACACAUUCGACUUCAGUUAAAAUUUCUGGCCAAGAUGAAAUUAAAAUACAUGAAGAGACUCCAGUCAAACAGGUUCAAGUUGUUCCAACUUUAGACCAACAAGUUGAAGUCAAGACUGAAUCAUCCACUUCAGCUGAAUCAAGUUCAACGUCAGUGCCUUCAUCAACUACAACCACAACUACGGAAUCUACAUUGGAAGUGACAACUGAAAACUCAGGAAAUCUGAUCGAGUCUUCUUCUUCGGCGAAACCCGCUGAAGCUAUUACGGAAAUCGUGACAACUGAAGCCGAGACGAAACCGACGAAUACUUUCAGUGACAUGCCGCCGACGGCAGCAACUUCUAUCAGUGAGGAAUUGCCGCAAAAAACUCAGUCAGAAGCUUUGCCGACUGAAUUAACUGAUUCUAUUACGAGCAUGAUAUCUCAGGUUUCCGAUGCAAUUCCUUCGAUAAUGACCAUGGGUGAAAAGUCUAAGACACCUGAGACUGAAGGAUCUGGAAGUGGUAUAAUUGAUGCUGAGAGUACUUUAGAAUCUACUAGUCCAGUGACGAUAAGUACUACGACGGAAGUUUUGGCAAAUGAAGAAGAAAUAAAAGAAAGUGUAACAGAAAAGUUAGAAAUAACUACGACUGAGGUAAUAAAAACUGAAGCUCCAGUAUCAAAAACUGAAGCUUCUAUAUCAAUAACUGAAGCCUCAAUGUCAAUGACUGAAGCACCAGUAUCCGAAAUAGCAGAUUCAGGAUUGAAAAUUGAAACUUCUGUUUCAAAAACGGAAGCUUCUAUUCCAGAAGAUGAAAUUUUGACACCGAAACCUGAAGUUUCUAUAAAAAUUGAAGCUACAACAAUUAACCAAUUGAAUGGUUCUGCAAAUCCAGAAGUAAAAACAUCAUCAACUUCAAAAACAUCAUCAACUUCAAAACCAGAAACAACGAAUUCCACUUUACUAGAUUCGCCUGGAACAUUACCGGCCAAUUUAUUAAAUAAACCGAGCGAAGUAGAAUCCAAAGAAGACCCAGUACCUGAAUCAUCAACCGAAAGAGACUUAGCCAUCACUGAAAAACCAAUCGUGCGUAUAAAUAUCACCGAAAUAAAAGAAGAAAUAAAACUAAGCCCAUUGAAUGCCACAAAUGUAACAGAAUCAAAUAUGGUGAGAAUAAAACUUACUGAUCCAGUGAACAAAAUACAUCAGACACUAGAAUCAUCACCUGUGCAAACCAGCAGUCCGGAGAUUGAGUCUUUAAGUCUACCAACUACUGAAAUGGCUGCUAAUGGUAUCGGUAGUGGACUGAUCGCUGGCUUUAACACGGAACAGCCUCAAGUCAGUGAGACUAGCACAGAGUCUAGUACUGAAUUGACCAUGCAGAUGAUCCAAUUUGAUCAACUACCGAUUGUCAGUGUGAUUCAUUUCGAGAACUCAACUGAUAAAUCUAUUGAAGCCUCUACAGUUUCUUCGACUAGUUUAGCUUCCGUGGAGCCUGAAAUUGGAGUCACGGGCGCAUCAGUAUUGAAUAGGACACAGGAGAUCGAAAUCAAAGAUGUAGUCAAUAAAACAACUGGUGCUGAAUCAGUUGAAAAGACACCUGCUGAUACUCAAAUGGAGACAAAUCAGUCGACCAAUGCAACAGAAUCAAAAAUACAUGACUUACAAAUUCGUAAAGAUCAGAAAAAAGAAACUAGUUUAGAAAAAACAUCAGUAACGAAUCAAAUUACAGAAAAUACUGAUCCAGUAAAUGAACCAGCUGAAAAAUGGACUCUUAUUCCUCAGCCUACUUCAAAAUUACCGGAAAAAAUUCCAGAAAUUUCUAAGCCUUCGAAAACACCUGAAAUUUCUAAGCCUACAAAAACACCCGAAAUUUCUAAACCUUCGAAAACACCCGAAAUUUCUAAACCUUCGAAAACACCCGAAAUUUCUAAGCCUUCGAAAACGCCCGAAAUUUCUAAACCUUCAAAAACAUCCGCAACUUCUGGAUCUAGUCCAAUGCAAUCAAAUAAUAUUCCCGUAGCAGGAAAAAUAGAAACUCCAUUGCCUCCAAGAUCACCAGAUCCACCUUCUCAACACAUUUCUCUGGAUCAUUCAAAAACAACACCAGGCUUAGACUCAAGUGUCCAAAAUCUUGAACCAGAUGUUCAAUACUUUUCCAAUCUAUGCAAUGAUUUGGCAUUCAAUUUCUGGUCAGCAGUAAAUGAGGGUCUGAGUAAAUCAAGAUCAUUAGCAGUUUCGCCAUUCGGAAUGACCAGCAUGCUUGCAAUGAUUUUCUUGGGAGCACGUGGUCCCACAUCAAAUCAAAUGAAUGACGUGUUAAAACUCGAUGACAUAACGACUUUUAAUCCUCAUUUAAUUUUCCAGAAUGUAACGGAUUCAGUGGCUUCCCGUCGUAAUAACGGACUCGGUGGUGUUGCAAAUGCCGUUUUUGUAAGAGAAUUAUUUGCAGAUAAAAUAAAGGUCAAUAAAUUGAUGCCGUUCUACAAAGAACAGGCACAGAAGUUUUAUGAUGGAAUUGUUGCUGAGGUCAACUUCUCAUUUGUUAGUAAUGCGGUGAGACGACGAACGAAUUUGUUAGUUAGAAAACAAACAGGUGGAAGAAUUAGAGAAUUUGUUAAGGACAACAAUUUGUUGCCAUUGAGAUCACCACUGGCUGCAGUUUCGGCAAAUGUUUUUCAAACUGACUGCAGUUCUAGCAACGCUACCUCUGAAGGACGUGACGGAGAACUUUAUUUCGCAGUAGCUCCGACAGUUAAAUUGAGAAAAUUAGUCCCAGUUCCAGCCACACUCUGGAAAGCUGGAGUUCUUGCUGGUUAUGAAACCAGUUUGGAUGCUACUGCAAUUGCACUUGGAGGUCUUGACAAAAUGGUGUCUGUUAUUUUUGUCAUUCCCGGUUCAACUGGUGGCAGUGCCUCUGGAGAUAAUCUUGACAAACUUGAGGCCCGAAUUGUAAAUGGAGCUUUGCAUGACGGCGCUUGGAAUAAAUUACUCAAAGUAAUUAUUCCCCGACCGGGAUUGGAAUUACAGGUUCCGAAGUUCAGUCACAGGAGUAUAAUCAACGCGACAGCUGCUCUCAAGACGAUGGGGAUAGAGGAAAUAUUUGAAAAACACGCGAAUUUGAGGGGAAUCAAUGAUGUAGGAAAGGAUUUACAUCUUGCUGAUGUUUUCCAGAUGAACUUGUUCAGUACAUGUGGUGACGAAAAUUUCUUAGCCGGUAAACAUCAUGAAGAAGUUUAUCCAGCGAGUCCACAAAGAAAUGCACGAUCAGAAGAGGAUAAUAAUGAACGUGCGACUACAGAAGAACAUGAAAAGACAUACAGUCAUUACGAAAGUGAAGCUGAAAGGAUAGCACGUUUUACACGUCAAGUUGAUAAUGAAAAACCGAGAUUAAAAUUAGACAGGCCAUUUUUAUAUUUCGUAAGACACAAUCCCACUGGACUAAUACUCUACAUGGGUCGUUUUAAUCCACGACUUAUAUCAUAAUAUAUAUAAUUUGAUAUUUAAAAAAAUUAUUUAUUCCAUUAUAAAUGAAUUUUGCUCAUUUAUUUAAAAAAAAAAAAAUAUU
Messenger RNA from Microplitis mediator, 4858 nucleotides. Its product is annotated as mucin-5AC. The record is from RefSeq and is a predicted model, not a curated record. Gene Ontology annotation, molecular function: serine-type endopeptidase inhibitor activity. The coding region runs from base 472 to 4776 and encodes 1434 amino acids. NCBI's taxonomy places the organism in Eukaryota, Metazoa, Arthropoda, Insecta, Hymenoptera, Braconidae. The transcript has 5 exons.